Messenger RNA from Medicago truncatula (barrel medic), 1512 nucleotides. RefSeq names its product transcription factor bHLH18. Gene Ontology annotation, molecular function: protein dimerization activity. The coding region runs from base 97 to 1248 and encodes 383 amino acids. NCBI's taxonomy places the organism in Eukaryota, Viridiplantae, Streptophyta, Magnoliopsida, Fabales, Fabaceae. The record is from RefSeq and is a predicted model, not a curated record. The transcript is spliced from 4 exons.
GACUCCAAUUCAGCACAAAGCUUGAAAGUACAAAAUAGUGAAUUUUAUCACUCUUCCUUGUUUGAAGGAGCAACACUUCAUUACACAAGUGUCAUAAUGGAGGAAAUCAACAACACACCAAUGAACGUAUCAGAAGAAACCAGCAAAUGGCUAUCUGAUUUGGAAAUGGAUGAGUAUAAUUUAUUUCCUGAAGAAUGCAACCUAAACUUCCUUGAUGCUGAUGAGGAAGAGUUUCUUCCACAAGAACAAACCCAACAACAAUGUUUGAGUUCAGAGUCCAAUUCCACAACUUUCACCAACUCAUUCACUGAUGAAACAAAUUUUGACUCUUUUGACUUUGAUUUUGAAAUUGAGAGACCAACCAUGGAGCUGAACACAAUCUUUAGUGACAACAGCAUCAUUGAAACCAUUUCACCAAAACUUUCUCCAUCAUCAUCUAACUCAUCUUUGCACUCUCAGAUUUUGUCUUUUGACAACCUCCCAAAUUCACCUGCUACCAACACCCCUCAAUUUUGUGGACUCACCCCUACCUUAAUCUCAAAGUCAAAACAAAACAAAACAGUGUUAGUGUCUCCACCCCAAAUAAGAAACAUUCAUGUCUCAACUCAAAAUCCUAUAGGGUUAUCCAAAAAUCAAAACUUUGCAACAAAAACCUCUCAAACCAAAAGGUCUCGAGCCAACGCUGAUGAUCAUAUCAUGGCUGAGAGAAAGCGAAGAGAGAAACUUAGCCAAAGCUUCAUUGCUCUUGCAGCUCUUGUUCCUAACUUGAAAAAGAUGGACAAGGCUUCUGUAUUAGCUGAGUCUAUAAUCUACGUGAAAGAGCUUAAAGAGCGUUUGGAAGUUUUGGAAGAACAAAACAAGAAAACAAAGGUAGAGUCCGUGGUUGUUCUGAAGAAACCAGACCAUAGUAUCGAUGAUGAUGAUGAUGAUGAUGAUAACUCAUCAUGUGAUGAGAGUAUUGAAGGUGCUACUGAUUCAUCCGUACAAGUGCAAGCAAGAGUGUCAGGGAAAGAGAUGCUGAUUCGGAUUCACUGCGAGAAGCACAAGGGAAUUCUGGUGAAAGUCAUGGCUGAGAUUCAAAGCUUUCAAUUGUUUGCUGUGAAUAGUAGUGUCUUACCCUUUGGGGAUUCCAUUGACAUUACUAUCAUUGCUGAGAUGGGUGAAAGGUACAACUUGAGCAUAAAGGAACUUGUCAAGAACCUACACAUGGCAGCAUUGAAGUUUAUGUCAUCAAAAAUCACAGACUGAAGUUGUUAAUCACAUUUAAUACGAAUCUGCAGCUACGACGUAGAUCCUGCGAAUGCAAACCCUUUCUAUAAAUAGCAUGUGAUAAUCUGCUCAUGUGCACAGUGUUCGAUUCCUAGAAGAUAUGUUUAGAAAGAAAUAAACGCAAAUAUAUGGACGAUCCUACCACCAUUAAGUAGUUUACUUUUUAUGAGACAACCUUGGUAAAUACUUAAUAAGUCUCACUGAUUAGCCCUUUCAAUAUCAAUGUUUUUUUAGUUAAAAAAA